CACUCGCCUAGGGCUUCAUCAAUCAGUCUCAGUACCCUGGACUCUCUUAAACAAUAUAAAAUUUCUCAUUUUCUCCCUCGUGCCCAAUUCUCACCACCACCACCACCUCCUCCUACUCCUUCAGUUACGUCGCCGUUUCAGUUCCGAACAAUCGGAGUUGUUAUAUUCAACAUAACAACUGCAGAAUGGUGAAAUCUUCCAAGACUCACCUGGAAGAAGACGAAGAGACCGACGACUACGACGAGCUCCUUCACAGAAACACUUCCUCCUCUGCCUACAAAGGUGAAGAAAUGAAGGUGGAGGGGAAGGGCAGUGAACAGAAGACCAACGCGUAUCGGUCGAAGCAUUCGGAGACCGAGCAGCGAAGGAGAAGCAAAAUUAAUGAGAGAUUUCAGAUAUUGAGAGAUCUUAUACCUCAAAAUGAUCAGAAAAGAGAUAAGGCUUCAUUUCUUUUAGAGGUUAUAGAGUACAUUCAGUUUUUACGAGACAAGUUAAAUAUGUAUGAGGGAUCAUAUCAAGGGUGGAGUCAAGAGCCAACCAAACUGAUGCCAUGGAGAAACCAGAAUGGCCCUGCAGAAAGUUAUAUGGAACAUUCUCAAGUUUUAAAGAAUGGUUCUAGUCAUGAGAACAAUGAUGUUACUCCUGCCAUGCUCACAAAUGCACAGAACUCAAUUGAAUCUGAUAUGGGCACAGCUGCAGUAUACAAAACUAGUGAUCUUGCUCCUGGGUCAGCGUCUCCAAUGGUUCCCCUUAAUGUACAUGCCCAGCCGAACAUGUAUGCUCCUGUGGGGAGGGGCAGCAUGCCUACCCAAUCAUUACAGGAAUCAAUUUCUGAUGCUGAGAACAUGAGUUACCAGCACCAAUCAGAAUUCUGGCCAGGCAGAGCAUGUGCAACUGACUGUGCUAUUCUAAAUGGUUCACUGAAUGAGCAGGACCUUUCGAUUGAAAGUGGGUCAUCUAGCAUUUCAAGUGCUUACUCUCAAGGGUUAUUGAAUACUCUGAGCCAAGCACUGCAAUCAUCGGGUGUGGACCCGUCACAAGCCAACAUCUCAGUGCAAAUUGAUGUUGGAAAACGGAUAAUCAGUGGACAAACUGCCAUGGCGUCCUGUUCAAAGGAUCAUGAGAAGCAAUAUCGAGACAAUCUAGUGAUGGCACAAACUGGAAUGCAGAGCUUUGACGAGGAUUCUGAUCAGGUCCACAAGAGGCUUAGAACAGAAUAAAAGAAGUCUGUUGAUCUGGUCAAACUGUGUUGCUUGCAUCAUCAUCUUGUUCUAUCUUCAGGAGUUUGGUUAAUUUUUUCCAUGGCCAUGGUUCGAUAACUCAGCGCAGACCAAUUGUACAUGCUUUCUCUUUGGUUUGCUGGAUUUCAUUGAUUCUCCUGGAUAAAAUCAUAUUAUAUGUAAUUCAUUUAUUAUACUUGUUCUGUCAGAUAGAGGCUUCCAUA
Pistacia vera is the source of this 1444-nucleotide messenger RNA. RefSeq names its product transcription factor BIM2-like. The transcript has 7 exons. Gene Ontology annotation, molecular function: protein dimerization activity; DNA-binding transcription factor activity. NCBI's taxonomy places the organism in Eukaryota, Viridiplantae, Streptophyta, Magnoliopsida, Sapindales, Anacardiaceae. The record is from RefSeq and is a predicted model, not a curated record. The coding region runs from base 186 to 1220 and encodes 344 amino acids. Gene Ontology annotation, biological process: DNA-templated transcription.